CACCACUCCACCUCUACACACUCACGCUCGCACCGGAAGUGACAGUGAGAGAGAGAGAGAGAGAGAGAGAGAGAGCAGUAUAAGAGGCAGGCGUCUGCUUCUCAUCUGAAGAAGGAGAGACUCUGACAGACAGAACACAGGGUUCAUGGGUCAGACCUCCUCUCUGCUGCUAUGAGUCCUCAUGCCUGGAUCUUUGCUGUCCUUCUCUUCAUCCUCACUUGUGCAUGGAGCAAGAGUGCACACAAAGGGUCUGUCCUGAGCCGAAAGCGGAGGCUGGUAGAGGAUGCAGCCGAUGGGACCCCGAGGAAGUGCUCUUAUACAUUCCUGGUCCCAGAGCAGAAGAUCACGGGGCCGAUCUGUGCCAGCCAGGGCCCUUCUCAGCCAGAUAAAGAGCGUGUGACACAGUCGGACAUAGCUGACGUCCGGGAGCUCCUGAGCAAGCAGAGACGUGAAACGGACACGCUCCGGAUGAUUGUGGACGUGGAUGGAAACAUGGUCAAUGAAAUGAAACUUUUACGCAAAGAGUCACGCAACAUGAACUCCCGCGUCACCCAGCUGUACAUGCAGCUGCUGCACGAAAUCAUUCGCAAGCGUGAUAAUUCACUGGAGCUGGCGCAGCUGGAGGCACGGAUCCUCAACAGCACGGCCGAGGCGCUGAGGCUGUCCGCUCUCUACAGGGAGCUGGAGGUGCGCUUCUCCUCGCUGGCCGCGCUGGUCAAUAACCAGUCGGUGCUGAUCGGGGCUCUGGAGGAGCGAUGUCUGCAGGUGUACGGGAAUCACAGACGAGAGCCGCUGCCUCCUCCUCUCGUGCAGGUCGUGCCGGAGAACAUCCCUGUGUACGUGCCUCGCUUCUCCAAUGAGAUCCAGAGGAGUCACGGCUGGCCCGGUCCAGAGGACAGGAGUCCCAGGACGGAUCCAUCACCCACAGGAGGCUCGCUGGACCUGAAACACCCUCCUCAGGGGAACGGCAGUCUGGAGGGUCCCUUUCGGGACUGUCUUCAGGUGAUGCAGGCUGGACACUCCUCCAGCGGGACGUAUCUUCUGAAGCCGGACGGGACGGAGACGCCUGUACAGGCCUGGUGUGAGCAUGACGUGGACAGAGGCGGCUGGACGCUCAUCCAGAGGAGGAAAGAUGGAUCCGUCAACUUCUUCAGGAACUGGGACAGCUAUAAGAAAGGCUUUGGUGAAGUGGACGGGGAACACUGGCUGGGUCUGGAAACCAUCUAUAACCUGGGCAAACAGGAGGACUACAAGCUGCUGGUGGAGCUGGAGGACUGGAUGGGGAAGAGGGUUUACGCGGCCUACAGCAGCUUCUACCUGGAGCCGGAGAGCCAGUCGUACCGUCUGCGUCUGGGAACCUACCAGGGCAACGCUGGAGACUCACUGAGCAGCCACAACGGCAAACAGUUCACCACGCUGGACCACGACAACGACGGCUUCUCAGGGAACUGUGCUCACUUCCACAAGGCUGGCUGGUGGUACAGCGCCUGCGGUCAGGCCAAUCUGAACGGUGUGUGGUACUCCGGAGGAGUGUAUCGCAGCCGCUUCCAGGACGGCAUCUUCUGGGCCGACUAUGGAGGAGGCUUUUACUCCAUGAAGUCUGUGCGGAUGAUGAUCAGACCCAUCGACUGAAGCCUGGCGGACAAAUGAAAGUGCAUCAUCGCCAUUUUGUAAUAAAAUUGUAUUUCAGUCUUUUCAGUGUCAUACUUUUAAGCACAUUUUGGCAAACCAUAUCCCCAACAAGAAUAUGUUUGACAGGGUUUUCAUGAUUAGAAGUGAAUCAAAAGACAAAAAAUGGCACAUCUAACUGCUGCCUUUUUUACAUGAUUUAACCCAUAUAAAAAAAAGCUGGAUGUAUUUAGGUUAAUUCAGUAAUGAGCGUUUUUCUCCAUGUAUCAUGAGCUUUCAGUAAUAAGAUUUUGUUUAAAUGCUCUUAUUAUUACAGUAGUGCAUUCAGCUCCAAAUACUGCGCUUUCUGAGUUUGAUCAAACAAAAAUCUCUAGAAACGUUCAAACAUGUAUUUAUUAAAACUUUUGUUGAAAUAAAGCGUCCAUACUCCACAGUUUGUCCCA
Messenger RNA from Carassius gibelio (silver crucian carp), 2072 nucleotides. Its product is annotated as angiopoietin-related protein 1-like. The record is from RefSeq and is a predicted model, not a curated record. The coding region runs from base 172 to 1632 and encodes 486 amino acids. NCBI's taxonomy places the organism in Eukaryota, Metazoa, Chordata, Actinopteri, Cypriniformes, Cyprinidae. Gene Ontology annotation, biological process: cell surface receptor protein tyrosine kinase signaling pathway. The transcript has 5 exons.